AUGUUAGCUAAAAUUUUAGUUUGUGCCAUCGCAGUGGCGGCGUGUUAUGGCCAGGAAUACGGUUACAAGUAUAAACCUGUACAAAGGGAACAAGUUAAAGAAUAUAAAUACCCAUCUCUUCAUAGUUCACUGGGAUUAGUUAAUCAUGAACCAGCUCCCAUACACGAAGAAGAAGCUGCAGUAGAACCUGUUGAGGUCUAUCAAUCGCAAGACCUUAAGAAUCCCUCAGUCGUGAACUAUAGACCCGUCCACCAUGAACCAGCCAUAUCAUCACAGAGCGUGGUACAUUUCCAGCCUUCUUCUCACCAUGAAUCUCAAUCUCAUGAAGCUUCUGGAGAAUACAACGAACAACCACUCGCCUACAAACAGUAUUACCAAGAGCAAGUGAAGCUACAACAGGGAGUCAAAAACAAUAUUCAGUCCCUGCAUUAUCCUGUACCGUCACAUGAAGUCAAAUCGUCUCAUGCCCCAGCUCAUGAGCAAGCUCAUUAUAUUCGUGUACCCGCUCAUCAUUACCAUUCUUCUAGCCAGGAAUCAGACAAUCAUGUUCCAAUUCAUCAACUUGAAUCCCACUCUCAUGAGGAACCGAUCGAUUAUUAUGUUCUUAUGGUAGUAGCCUUACUGGGAGCAGCAAGUGCUCAACAUUAUUCUCAUGGACAAGCCACCUCAUCCCAGUCCAUCAUUCGUUAUGACAACCAACAGGGAUACAACCACGUUCAACCUAUCGCCAUCCAUUCAGCUCCAAUCUCAUACCAUCAACCUGCUAUAGCUGUUCACGCUGCGCCAGUCUCUAGCCACGUCAGUGUUCAACACGCUGCUCCAAUCAUUCAGCACGUGGCUCCCAUAGCUCAUGUAGCUCCCGUGGCUUAUCAUGGAGUACCUGUUCAUGCUCAAGAACACCAAGAAUAUUAUGUAAGCUAG
Danaus chrysippus (African queen) is the source of this 921-nucleotide messenger RNA. The record is from the annotation of a GenBank genome assembly. NCBI's taxonomy places the organism in Eukaryota, Metazoa, Arthropoda, Insecta, Lepidoptera, Nymphalidae.